GAUUGUUGAGCGUUGGUUUUCAUCGGCUUUAUGAGCCGGCUCUCGUUCAAAACUGCUCUGCGAAACAGGCGGCGGAGCAUUUGUAUAUUUCGACAGAUGCCGUUGCAGCUGAAGCCUCCGAUCGCCAGUUUUCUUCAUUGGGAUAUCUGUUUGGAUCCGGAGCUUCGCGGGCCCUCGUAUUAACAUGAUAACGCUCGACUAUCUCACUGCUGACCUCUAUCCAAGUCAUGCUGGGAUUCAGCUUUGCUUCAGUCGUCUCGGUUUCGCUCCUGGCACUUCUAUCCAUCAAGUCACUUCACAAGCUCUUGUUCUAUUCCCAAGAUCUGGUUGCAGCCUCAUCAGCAAUGUCUUGGAUUUCGCUUCUUGUUGGGGGCUUGACCCUGCUCCUGCCAGAUGCAAUUGCGUAUCUGACCUCAAACGACGUUUGCCUGAUAUUUGGCUUGACAGCAAUCAUCAAACUUCCCAAGAUCCUGAUCCUCACAGAAUGCGCGUCCUUUCUGGUCUUGAGCUCAGUGUUAUGGUCAAUCUAUAGCUCUGAUCAAUACCAUGGAGUCGAGGGCGUAUCGAUCACGGUCGGGUACAUCAAAGUGAUUGCCAGCGGUCUGCUCGCUGCCUUUGUCCAGGACCUAACUGCUUGCGAAACCUUUUUGGUGGGACGCAGCCUCAACAGGGCGUUGGAUCGGCUGGACAUGCAAUUCCUCAAAGACCUCCAGAACUACAUUUCUGAAAAGUUCAUCGACACGGGCGAAUAUGCCUUUUCGAUUUUCAACCUGCUGGUGGCCAACGGACAGGUUCUACGGCCAUCCUUCAGUGUCCGGAAUGUUUGGUACGAAUGGAUCGAUCUUCGGUUCAAAAGCCGCGAGCUGGAGGCCGAGUUUCGAACAUACUGGAACCACAUUGCCAUCCGUCAGCACAUUGCCACAACUAUUAUCAACGUCAUGAGCGCAGCUGUUCCGAUCUAUCUCGACACAGUUGAACAGGCAUCUGGCCAGUCUGCCCCUGCUCUCUGGAGCACGACGGUUCAGCUGGCCUUCUUUGGAGGCACAUUGAUGGGGCCGUGUCUGCUGCUGCUCAUCAAGGACAUUCGGACCUCACCACUGGCAGUCCAGAUGAUCAUCUUCUUUGCCUCCUCUGCGAACAUUGCCGGCUGGGCCGUGAUGCAUGUCGGGACGAUGCUUGCCCACCAAGGCGACACCGGCAUCGCCAUCUUUCACCAGAGUCUCGCGGCAUUGACGAUCUCCAUCAUCUCUGUCUCGGCCCAGUCAGGGCUGCUGUCUACCUUCUUUCUUCCGGUGCUCCUCGUGGUGGCGGUGGCCAACUGCGGGUGCUAUUGGUUCCUUAGCUUCGCCAAUUUCCAGUACCAAGUGACGGCGAUACCAGAGACGUGUCUGGUGGCCUAUUACGCAUGUAUCAGCAGCGAAUUCGAGUCGAGACGAUGCUUUGUGGUUCGAAAGCUGAGGAAAAUCGACUCGCGGGAAUGUCUCACCGAGAUUCCCUGUGGGGACCAGGUACAAAAAGAUGCCGAGAAGCCCACCACAAGCAGCAAGUUCGUCCUCUCAAGAAUGUGUUGAAUCGUCGGGCAGGACCACUGUGGCCGAACCCUCUGGCAUGCGGCAGCAAGAUUGUCGGCAUACAUCAGCGCUGUUGCAUAUCUAAAUCUCGAUGCUGCUGAAUACAGUUGGCGUGCCGCUAUUGA
This is a messenger RNA of Polychytrium aggregatum, 1696 nucleotides long. RefSeq lists its product as uncharacterized. The transcript has 3 exons. The record is from RefSeq and is a predicted model, not a curated record. Lineage: Eukaryota; Fungi; Chytridiomycota; Chytridiomycetes; Polychytriales. The coding region runs from base 228 to 1571 and encodes 447 amino acids.